AUGAACGACACAGAUCACUGGGCACCGGUAUACGAAUGUGAGACUUGCACCAGGGAGUUCAGCUCCGAGCAUGCGGUCAAUCAACAUAUGAAUGCCCUUGGGCAUCGAAAGCCCAAAGUCCCAUGCGAAACAUGCAACAUCAAAUUCCACACUCAGGGGCAAGCAAACAAUCACAUGAAAGCCAACGGUCACUACAAGAACUACUGCGGAGCUUGUGACAUCCGAUUCUCGAGUCCAAAUGCUCUGAAGAUGCACCUCAACUCAAAGGUCCACCGGGGCUCCAAUGUCUCUUGUCCCUUCUGCAAAGGCGCCUACACCUCCGCGAGUGGGGUCAGUCAUCAUCUUGAGCGAGGCGCCUGUCCCCGCGCCCCAAAUCUUAACCGCGAAUCCAUUCUUCGCGCCGUGCGUGACCGUGAUCCGCACGGGGUCAUCACCAACAGGCAGAUUGAAUGGCACGGGGAGAGUAGUGUCGAAUACCUGGCUACCGACCAUGCGUAUAACGGCAGCUUCUGGGAGUGUUACAUAUGCCAUAGGCAGUUCAACUCGAAGGGUGCCCUGACGUCGCAUGUCAAUUCUCCCGCGCAUCAGCAGAAGGUGUACCGAUGUCCGAAUUCGCAGGGCAAGUGUGGGAGGCAGUUUACGACGCUGGCGGCGUUGUUUAACCACCUGGAGAGCGAGUCGUGUGCGUUUUUGAGGUUUGAAAAUGUUCAGCGGCACGUGAGUGAAUGA
This is a messenger RNA of Histoplasma mississippiense, 729 nucleotides long. RefSeq lists its product as hypothetical. Lineage: Eukaryota; Fungi; Ascomycota; Eurotiomycetes; Onygenales; Ajellomycetaceae. Gene Ontology annotation, molecular function: zinc ion binding; chromatin insulator sequence binding. The record is from RefSeq and is a predicted model, not a curated record. Gene Ontology annotation, cellular component: chromosome. The coding region runs from base 1 to 729 and encodes 242 amino acids. Gene Ontology annotation, biological process: regulation of transcription by RNA polymerase II. The transcript has 3 exons.